Messenger RNA from Agelaius phoeniceus (red-winged blackbird), 1298 nucleotides. Its product is annotated as GPI-linked NAD(P)(+)--arginine ADP-ribosyltransferase 1-like. Gene Ontology annotation, molecular function: NAD+-protein-arginine ADP-ribosyltransferase activity; NAD+ poly-ADP-ribosyltransferase activity. NCBI's taxonomy places the organism in Eukaryota, Metazoa, Chordata, Aves, Passeriformes, Icteridae. The record is from RefSeq and is a predicted model, not a curated record.
AUGGCCAUCCAGGAACAGACCCUGGCACUGCUGGCAAUGGCCAUGGCCACCACGGGCAUCGAGGUGGUGACCCUGGACAUGGCCCAGGACUCCUUCGAUGACGAGUACCAGGGCUGCGGCCCUGCCAUGACUGAGGCGUUGCCAGCCCUCAACCGCUCCGACUUUGGGCAGAACCCUCUCUUUGCCAAGACCUGGACUAAGGCCAGAGCCACAUGGCAGAGUCGGGGGUCCCGUGUGUCCCCUCUGUCAUCCCCAGCCCAGGCCAUCGCCCUCAUGGCCUACACGAUGGAUGACCUGUACAGAGAGUUCAACCCAGCCGUGCACAGGGCCGGGCGCUCCAGGCAGGAAUACCGGGACAACUUCCACUUCAAAACUCUGCAUUUCCUGCUGACCCAGGCCCUGGCGACACUGAGGGUCACUCAGAAACCAAAGUGUCAGGAUGUGUACCGGAGGGUGUGUGGGGUCAGGUUCCAGGCAGAGUACGGUGAUGUCGUGCGGUUUGGUCGAUUCACGUCGACGUCACAGAAUGAAACAACCUCCCAGCAAUUCGGGAGAGACACGAUAUUCCAGGUGUACACGUGCCAUGGUGCAGAAAUCCACGAAUUCUCCAAAUAUCCUGGCGAGAUGGAGGUGCUGAUCCCACCCUUUGAGACCUUCGAGGUCAUCGAAGUCAGCAAGAAAGGAGAAAGCGUGAGGAUCCAGCUCCGCUCCACAGGGACCUUCAGCAAAUACAAGUGCGAGUGGCUGCAAGGUGAUGCCACAGGUGGCAGCGCCCCCAGGGCUCCCUUCCAUGUCGGAGGACUCCUCCUGGCCACCACGGCCCUGGCAGUGGCCACUGGGAUCCUCUGAGCCACGAGGCCACUGUGGUCUCCAAGGUCACUGUGGUCACUGUGGCAAGCAUGGCCACCAUGGCAACCAAGGUCACUGUCAUCCCUGUGGCCACCACAAUCACCAAGACCACCAUGACCUCUAGAGAAACAAGGCCACCAAGGCUACCAAGGCCACCACAGCCACUCUGGCCACCUUGGCAGCUAUUGCCACCAUGAGGUCACUGUGGCCACCAUUGUCAUUGUGGCACUGCGGCCACCACAGCCACUCUGGCCUCAUGGUCACAAAAAUCAACAAGGCUUCUGUGGCCACCAUGAUCACCCAGAGACCCGGAGCCACAAAGUUACAACAGCCACUGUAGCCACUGUGGCCACCAGUAUCAUUGUGCAAAGCAAUUCUAUGAAAUAAUUCUAUCAAAACAAUUCCAUUAAAUAAAUCUGACAAAGCCAGAAAAAAGUGACAAUUCCUAA